AUGUUGAAAGGAAAAAAAUUAGCUUCAAAGACAAACACACCAACAGUGAAAGAUUCAACAUCAAGUGAAGAAGAUAAUCCAUCUGUUGCGGUAGAAGAAAUUCAAAAAUCAGCAUCACCAACGACGAGGUCAAAGUCCGCAUUAAAAGAUUCAACCCCAAUUUCAUCCCCAACUCCAUCAGUUCCAGCAGAAGAAAUUAGGAAAUCAACAGGACCAAAAACGAGAUCGAAGAGAUCAUUAGAAGAUUCAACAUCAGAUUCAGUACCAGAAACUUCAAAUACAUCACCAACUAAGAAGAAAUCAAAGACUUCAAAGACUUCAAAUCCUCCAAAGAGACUUCAAAUCCUCCAAAGUCUUCAAAGCCUUCAACAUCUGUUAAGAGAAAAAAAGUUAGAGAAGCAAAAGGAGAGCCCUUUUUGGCCUAUAUUAGAUGUCUUUGUUCACAAGAAAGCUGAAAUGAAAGAGGAGGAAAACUUAGAAAAGAAAAAGGAGAAUAAGAGAGAUAUGUGGUUCAAGAGUACCGAAUCAAUCUUCAAGAUUGUGAACCAGUUCCGCCAUGAUAAUUCAGGGAAUAAUGUCUCUGUUUUCAAUACUGCCGAGGAGAAAAAGUUUGUGGAAUAUUGGUUUGUUGAACACAACAACAACAUGACGCCAAGCAAUGAACAAGGUUUCCCAAGGUUUCUAAGGUGGGUGAUAAGUGACAUCAGCAAUACAAUAGAGAAAGACAUUGGUGAAGCUAUGAAAAAGAUGCAACCCGGAUGGGUAAAAGCUUGGAGUGAUAAAUAUCAACAGAUUAUCGAAGAGUACAGAAAAAAUAGCUUGUUAGCUUCAUUGAAGAAAAAAAACAAGAAAAUUUAUGCAGCUAAUCUGAAGAAUGUGCAAAAGGAUAAGGAUGUUGUUGAUUUAGUUGUUUACUCCUUGCAAGAAAUCAUUUCAUUUAACAAAGAAUUAAAAACUGAGGAUGAACGUGAUGAUGAUGAGCAGGAGGAGGAGGAAGGUGAGAAAGGUGAGAAAAGUGGCAAAGGUGAUGUGGAUGACAGUGAUGAUGAUGAUGAUGAGGAAGGUGACAAAGGUAAUAUAAGUGGCAAAUAUGGUGAUGUGGAUGACAGUGAUAAGGAGCAGGAGGGUGAUGAGGAGGAGGAGGAUGGUGGUGGUAAAGGUGGUGAUGAGGAGCAGGAUGAGGAGGAUGGUGGUGGCAAAGGUGGUGAUGAGGAGCAGGAUGAGGACAAUGGUGGUGGCAAAGGUGGUGAUAUGCAUGAUGAUGAUGAGCAAGGUGGUGGCAAAGGUGGUGAUAUGCAUGGUGAUGACACUGAAAAAGAGGGUGGAAAAGGUGGUGAUGACGAGGGUGGCCAAUCUGAAAAGCGAAGCACUCCUCUGUCAAAGACAAAUGAAGAGAAGGAUGGCAAGGAUGGAACAAGGCAAGGUGUUGAGUCUGGAGCUGUUAAGAAUCCUAGAGACAGCUGCAUAUCAAGAAACCAGGAUGCCACUCAAACAGAUGAAAUUGACCCUAAAGGCAUGUUUCCGGUUGAAGAAGAGUUGCUUUUACUCACUCAUGGAGAAGAUCAACAGAUUGAUCCUUAUACAUCAAUUGAGGACCUUCUAGACAACUUGUCUGAAAGUGUUUUCAUAAAGCUUGAAAAAGGUUUUACAGAACGGCACCAUCUGACGUGA
This is a messenger RNA of Papaver somniferum (opium poppy), 1671 nucleotides long. RefSeq names its product nucleolar transcription factor 1-like. The record is from RefSeq and is a predicted model, not a curated record. The coding region runs from base 1 to 1671 and encodes 556 amino acids. The transcript has 7 exons. NCBI's taxonomy places the organism in Eukaryota, Viridiplantae, Streptophyta, Magnoliopsida, Ranunculales, Papaveraceae.